AUGGUUUUCGCUGUAUACAGUCCUUACUGGAAUGGGUUUGCAGCAGGCCAAGAAUAUCAACAUACUCAUAAUUAUGGCGAUCCAGCUAAUAUGUUAUGCCUACCAAUCAAUCCUGAACUAAGCAAUAGAACAACACCAGGUAGCAGCUUAUUGGUGGGAACAGAAUAUGAAGAUGGAAACUUCUUUGCUAAUGGUGCUCAAGAUGAAGAUGUUCCGUGUGCACUAUGCAGAAGCGCAAAUACAUCAUCAUCCAUAAUGAUACCUGGCAGGCAAUCAUGUGAUCAUGGUUGGAAAAUGGAAUUUCAUGGUAUAUUGGCAUCGGGUAGCUAUACCCAAAAACCAUCAACGUACAUCUGCCUUGACAGUCAUCCCGAAUUUUUACAAGCUGGACAAGAUAACAAAGAUGGUCGUUUACUGUAUGCUACCCGGACUAAGUGUGGAUAUUUGGCCUGUCCUCCUUAUGUUGACAACAUGGCUAUAAACUGUGUGGUUUGUUCUAAAUAA
Messenger RNA from Mytilus trossulus (common blue mussel), 504 nucleotides. RefSeq lists its product as uncharacterized. The record is from RefSeq and is a predicted model, not a curated record. NCBI's taxonomy places the organism in Eukaryota, Metazoa, Mollusca, Bivalvia, Mytilida, Mytilidae. The transcript has 2 exons. The coding region runs from base 1 to 504 and encodes 167 amino acids.